This is a messenger RNA of Saccostrea echinata, 3092 nucleotides long. Its product is annotated as homeobox protein SIX4-like. The record is from RefSeq and is a predicted model, not a curated record. Gene Ontology annotation, biological process: regulation of transcription by RNA polymerase II. NCBI's taxonomy places the organism in Eukaryota, Metazoa, Mollusca, Bivalvia, Ostreida, Ostreidae. The coding region runs from base 371 to 1435 and encodes 354 amino acids. Gene Ontology annotation, molecular function: RNA polymerase II cis-regulatory region sequence-specific DNA binding; DNA-binding transcription factor activity, RNA polymerase II-specific. The transcript has 2 exons. Gene Ontology annotation, cellular component: nucleus; transcription regulator complex.
UAGUUAUAUGCUUAUUGUUUCCAGGAAAGAGUCGAUAUUUAUACAAUAUAUAUUGUGGCUACCUGAAUGUGAACAUGCUGCUCAUUAUAUUAAGAGGAAGUCCAUCAUUUGGCAGUCUCCUGAUGACAUUCAACGAUCCUAUUGACAAGCAGACGAUAGGACCGCGCGCGUGACACGCCUUCCAUUCAGCGAGCGGAACUCCCUCUUCUUCACACUUGGCCAAUAGAAAUACACAGCUCUGAAAUACAGCAAUUAAAACUUGGUACAAAGAUAGUACAUAUCAAUGCUUGUUAGAUUAAGUUUUUUUUAUUAAAUGUGAAUAACUUUUUUUCCGAAAGGAGAAUAGUUUAGUCUCAAAAGGACGUCCAGUAUGGAUUCUUCUAGCAAUGGAGAUUCUGGUCUUUUACCAGUGGAUCCUGUGUCAAAUUGUUCCCCGGGGGACAUACCUAAUACCCCUUCUGAAGAUGUUCUGAACAUGGAUACUCUCUCAAAUGAACACAAGAACAAUCGGUUGUUAGAAACAGACGUUCGAACACCGGAAUCCGAAUCUCCCAAUUCGAAUUCAACAAAUUCAGAGUUGUUGUCUGGUAAAAAUUUAACUUUCUCGCCGGAACAUGUAGCGUGUGUUUGUGAAGCCCUACAACAGAAAGGAGACAUUGAGAGGCUGGGGCGUUUUCUCUGGUCCCUUCCUCCCAGUGAAUUGUUAAGAGGGAGCGAGGCUGUUCUCAAAGCUAGGGCCACUGUGGCAUUUCACCGCGGGGGCUACAGGGAACUAUACGCCAUCCUUGAAAGUCACAAAUUCGAUGAGACCAAUCAUGCUUUUCUUCAGCAACUGUGGUACAAAGCACAUUACAUGGAGGCACAAAAAAUUCGAGGAAGGCCUCUAGGGGCAGUGGAUAAAUAUCGUUUACGAAGGAAGUACCCCUUACCGAAAACAAUCUGGGACGGAGAAGAAACUAUAUACUGUUUUAAAGAGAAAUCACGACAGUCUUUGAAAGAGUGCUACAAAAGCAACAGGUACCCCACUCCUGAUGAAAAGAGGAAUUUAGCAAAGAAAACGGGAUUGACUUUGACACAAGUCAGUAACUGGUUCAAAAACCGCAGACAACGAGACAGAACCCCUCAUCAGAACCCAGGGAAAGAAAUGUUGGAAGAAAGUAUGAUGCAUUCGUUCGGUCACCACCAAGCACACCACCACCAGCACCUUCACCACCAACACCCUCAACAAAUGUGUAACAACGGACAAAUGAUGAUGCCACAUGACUACGGUAGCGAUCUCGCCAUGUCCGCCAAAAUGUUAGACGCGCGCCUACCUGAUGACGUCAGAGUUAACCUGUCAUUCGUCAAAAACGAACCAUUGGCCCCCUCAUAUCUUCGUCCCCCACCCUUCGACCAUUCUCAUCACAGGUUUCCACACACCAUUCCUCCCGUCUGAGAACAAUCCACGCGCCAUGUGGCGUUCUGUGAGUCUCCUUCAUAAUGUGGUAGAUUUUGCCUCGUCACCUGUUACAUGAUACUCGGGAUCUACUGAUAAGUCUUGCCUUUUUUAACUUCACUAUGAUGAAAAUAAUUACAAUUCAGUGAUGGUCGGACUAUAUGACUGCAUUCCAAUUUAUUGAGGGUAUAUUACCGCCAUUAGUCUGCAUUUUUGACAUUUAAUGCUGUUUUUAGUGCUGGCGAUUUCAUUUUGUUGCACUCAUGUUGACAUUGUAUGUUUUGUUGUUAUACGUUAAUUUUCUAAGAAUUAGGUUGAUGAUUUUUUUAAACUAAAUGGUAAAUAAAAUUAAUUUAGUGUGCUUAUGAAUUUAAAAGCAGUUAACAAGGAUUAGAGGAAAAGUGAAGCAUGCGCCAAGAAAGUAGUACUAUUAGUUUUUCAUUGACAACUGUCUCUCGCCUGACGAAAGAUAUGUCUGUUGUCAUAGGUGAAUAGUUUUUUUUUUUUAUCAAUACAUAACAAAUUGAUUUUAGAAACUGAAACACGUAGAUAUGUUGAAUCCAUUUAAAUUGUCAAUAUUAGAUGAAAAUACACCUUUUCUCUAUUAUCAGUUAAUUCAAACACAAAUUAAGGCAGCAUUCACUCCACAAUAUCGGCAAAGAAAUAACCACAAGGCUUGAUAGAACUUUACUUUUAUUUCACUGAUCAGUGCAAAUCUUCAACUUGGUUAAAUUUCAUUUUCUUGGUAACAAUUUUCCACAAUGAAAUUAUGAAGAAAAAUACAUUCCAAUUAAAGGAAAUGAGAUGUAAUAAUCAGAGUAGUGUUCUUUCUUUUAAGGUAUUUUUUAAAAGUGAAAACCUCAUGAACAAAGUAUACAAUUCCAAAGAAACUCUUAAAAAAAAGAUGUUACCGAAAUACAAUUGAUUUAGUUACAUAUUAAGUUACAAAUAAUUAUUUAACGUCAAUUUUGCUGGUAGUACUUUUAAAUAUGUAUUUCUAUUUAAUUUCACGGUGUAGACAAAUCAGAGGAAAAAUAUUCAUUAAAAAGAAAACAUGUUCGGUAUCGUUUGAAAAUUAAUAAUGAAAUAUACAAAGUUCUGGUUAUAUUUCUCCAAUUAAAUUGAUUUUCUCUCUUUCUUUGAUGUCAUUUAUGUUAAGUAAAUAUUAAAUCAUUGUCUUUGUCAUGUAUCUUUUCAAACAGAGAAAUAAAGAGUAUAGCGUUCGGACAUAAAUACAGGAUUUUUUCAUAUGUUCAGGCUUACUGUCAGAUUUUUUUUUUCGCCUUGAGAUUUCUUGUGUUUUAUUAUUUUUUUUUACUUUGUGUAUAUGACCUUCAAAUAUAAGAGAACAAUCAUUACUGUGUGCAUCUAUGUAUGUUAUCCCGGUGUACAGAUCCUGGGUUCAUGGUUUCAUGUCUUAAGAACAUAGAUUCCUUUGUAAUAUGCAAAUGUCCUUUCCUAAUCCUCAACAAUUAUAUAAAAUGGAUGACCAAAUAUAUGUGGUGGACGUCAUAUUCAGUAAUGGAUAAUUCUUAUGAAUUCAGAUGACACACAUCAGUGAUUCAGUUCUCUUCUUCGUGACAAUCGAUGUAAAUUUGUGUAUUUAUUUUUUAUUUUGUUCAAAUAUUUUCAAUAAAUGAACAGACAUUACAAUUCA